This is a messenger RNA of Schizosaccharomyces japonicus yFS275, 2693 nucleotides long. Its product is annotated as phosphoribosylamine-glycine ligase. The transcript has 2 exons. Gene Ontology annotation, molecular function: nucleotide binding; metal ion binding; ATP binding. The record is from RefSeq and is a predicted model, not a curated record. Lineage: Eukaryota; Fungi; Ascomycota; Schizosaccharomycetes; Schizosaccharomycetales; Schizosaccharomycetaceae. The coding region runs from base 148 to 2523 and encodes 791 amino acids. Gene Ontology annotation, biological process: 'de novo' IMP biosynthetic process; purine nucleobase biosynthetic process; nucleobase-containing small molecule metabolic process.
GGUUUUUCUGAGAAUAAGGUUUCACGAACAACAACUCAACCUUCAUAAUCCCCUUCUCCCCUACAAAAACGACAACUCUGCCAGAGUUGCUCAAUUUCGUUAGUUAUAGUUUCAUUCAGUACAUCAGCAGCAGGUUUCUCAGAGUCAAUGAAAAUGUCCUUGGCAAUCCUUCUCAUUGGUAAUGGUGGACGUGAGCAUGCUCUCGCUUGGAAGCUUGCUCAAUCACCUUUGGUGACUAAAGUUUAUGUUGCACCCGGAAACGGUGGUACUCAAGCAGCUGGCAAGGACUCCAAGAUUGAGAACGUCGACAUCGGCGUCUGUGACUUUGACAAGCUCGUUGCAUUUGCUGUUGAAAAGUCUGUCGGUUUGGUUGUUCCUGGACCCGAAGUUCCUUUGGUUGAGGGCAUUGAAUCGCAUUUCCGUCGUGUAGGUAUCCCUUGCUUCGGUCCUUCUAAGGAAGCUGCCCGUAUGGAGGGAAGCAAGGCCUUCUCUAAGGAUUUCAUGCAGCGUAACAACAUCCCUACCACCGCUCACAAGUCUUUCACUGACUUCGAGACCGCCAAGAAAUGUGUCCAAGAAUGGGGUCUUAAGACUGAGCUUGUCAUUAAGGCCGAUGGUCUUGCUGCCGGCAAGGGUGUUAUCUUGCCCAAGACAAUGGAUGAAGCCAUUGCUGCUCUUGAGAGCAUCAUGUUGGACAAGGAGUUCGGUGCUGCCGGCAAAACUGUCGUUGUCGAGGAGUUGGCUGAGGGAGAGGAGAUUUCUAUUCUUACCUUCUGUGACGGCUACACCUGCAAGUCGCUUCCCGCUGCUCAAGACCACAAGCGUGCCUUGGAUGGCGAUAAGGGUUUGAACACUGGUGGUAUGGGUGCUUAUUGCCCUGCCCCCAUUGCUACUCCUAAGUUGAUGGCUGAAAUCCAAAAAACAAUUGUUCAACCCACCAUUGAUGGCAUGCGCCGUGAGGGUUACCCUUUCGUCGGUAUCUUGUUCACCGGUUUGAUGGUCACAAAGCAGGGACCCGUCGUUCUUGAGUACAACGUUCGCUUUGGUGACCCUGAGACUCAAGCUGUUUUGCCCUUGUUGGACACUGACUUGGCUGAGCUUAUGCUCGCUUGUGUUGAUCGCCGUCUUGAUGCUAUUGACUUGAAGGUUAAGGAUAAGUUCAGUUGUGUCGUCGUUUGCGCUGCUGGCGGUUACCCUAGUUCUUACCGCAAGGGCGACGUUAUUGAGGUCGAUCCAAUCUCUGAGCCAAAUGUCAAUGUAUUCCAUGCCGGUACUGCUGUAAAGGACGGCAACGUUGUUACGAACGGUGGCCGUGUCAUUUGCGUCUCUGCUGUCAACGACACUGUCCGCUCCGCUGUUGACAGUGCUUACAAGGGUGUUGCCAACAUUCAUUUCAAGGACAUGUUUUAUCGUAAGGAUAUUGCCCACCGUGCCCUUAAGCCUCAGAACAAGGCUGAGGACGGUUUAACCUACGAGAGCGCUGGUGUCUCUGUUGAUGCUGGUAAUGCAUUCGUUCAACAAAUCAAGGAUCUUGUUAAGUCUACCCGCCGUUCCGGUGCUGACGCCAGCAUCGGUGGUUUCGGUGGUGUUUUUGACUUGAAGGCUGCUGGUUAUGAAGAUCCUUUGCUUGUCAGUGCUACUGAUGGUGUCGGCUCUAAGCUUAUGAUUGCUUUGGAGAUGCAAAAGCACGACACUGUUGGUAUUGACUUGGUCGCUAUGAAUGUUAACGAUUUGGUCGUUCAAGGUGCUGAACCCUUGUUCUUCUUGGACUACUAUGCUACUGGCAAGCUUAUUCUUUCCGAUGCUAGAGAUUUCGUUAAGGGUGUUGUUGACGGUUGUUUGCAAUCUGGUUGUGCUCUUGUUGGCGGUGAGACGUCUGAGAUGCCCGGUGUGUAUCCCCAUGGACAUUAUGAUACCAACGGUACUGCUGUUGGUGCUGUCAACCGCGACGCACUUUUGCCCAACUUCGACAGCUUCAAGGCCGGUGAUGUUCUUUUAGGUCUUGCUUCCGAUGGUGUUCAUUCAAACGGUUAUUCUUUGGUCCGUAAGAUUGUCGAGGUCAGUGAUUUGGAGUACAAGUCCACCUGUCCAUGGGACGAAAAGACAACUUUGGGCGCUGCCCUGCUUACUCCCACGAGAAUCUAUGUCAAGCCCUUGUUGCACGUGAUUAAGAAGGGACUUGUAAAGGGUAUGGCUCACAUUACCGGUGGUGGUUUGAUUGAGAAUGUUCCUCGUAUGUUGCCCAAGACUUUGAAGGCUGUUAUCGACGUUCAACAAUUCCCUGUUCCCCCAGUCUUUAGCUGGUUGAAGCACGCUGGUAACGUUCCCACCUCCAACAUGGCUCGUACUUUCAACAUGGGUAUCGGCAUGGUUGUGGCCGUCGCAGCUGAGCAUGCCGAAGAAGCCGCUCGUCUCUUCCGUGAAGACGGAGAAACUGUUUACACCAUCGGUAACCUUGAAACUGCUGAUGAUGCUGAACACAGAUGUGAUCUUUUGAACAUUGGUAACUGGGACCGUUUGUAGAAAAAUCAUCCUUUUGACAUGGCCUGCCCCGGAUCUGCCUGGCCAUAUUGUUUGCUUAACGCAAACUUAAAUAUGCACAGUAAAUAGUGCGACCUACAAUAUCCUUUUUGUUUAAAUUCUGUUAAUAAAAAUUAAGUUUUGGAAAAUGGUUACUAAGGUUUGUAUUCCUA